Molecule: messenger RNA, 1690 nt
Organism: Gambusia affinis (western mosquitofish)
Lineage: Eukaryota; Metazoa; Chordata; Actinopteri; Cyprinodontiformes; Poeciliidae
Gene: prokr1b
Product: prokineticin receptor 1b
Exons: 2
Coding region: 26-1186 (386 amino acids)
Biological process (GO): neuropeptide signaling pathway
Cellular component (GO): membrane
Molecular function (GO): neuropeptide receptor activity
Source: RefSeq, a predicted model, not a curated record
AAUAAGAGUGUGUGUGUUGUAAGACAUGGGAGACUCAAACAUCAGUCACUUGAUAGCAUCUUCUGCAGAUAUCCAGGAUGGCAACGUGGAGGGCAACUUGGAUCGUUAUAUGGAUUCCUAUGACUUGGACUACGGCAUCCCUCUUGAUGAGAUUCCAGACACAACAAAGGGCCAGACCUUCUUUGUGGUCACCAGUAUCCUUGGUAUUGUCCUAGUGUGUAUCAUGCUUGUGUGUGGUCUCGGGAACUUCAUAUUCAUUGCCACCCUGACACGCUACAAAAAACUCCGUAAUCUAACCAACCUGCUCAUUGCUAAUCUGGCUAUCUCAGACUUUAUUGUGGCAGUUGUUUGCUGUCCCUUUCUGGUGGACUACUAUGUGGUAAAACAGCUUUCGUGGGACCACGGACUGGUGUUGUGUGCCUCUGUGAACUACCUCCGUACUGUGUCGCUUUACGUGUCCACAAACGCGCUGCUGGCUAUUGCAUUUGACAGGUACAUGGCCAUCGUACAUCCUUUGAGGCCUCGCUUGAAGUUUCAGACAGCCUAUUUCCUAAUAAUUGGAGUCUGGAUAGUUCCCAUUUUGAUAUCAAUUCCUUCUGCCUAUUUUGCGUCUGUAACAACAUACCUUCAUGGUGAUACCACUCACAAAGUCUUCUGUGCCCAAAUAUGGCCUGUGGACUAUCAGACCUACUAUCGAUCCUACUUUCUGUUUGUUUUUGCUGUGGAGUUUGUUGGCCCCGUUGUUGUCAUGUCAUUGUGUUAUGCCUGCAUUUCCCGUGAACUGUUCAAAAAUGUCCCAGGGUUUCAGACUGAACAGAUAAGGAAGAGAUUACGUUGUCGUCGCAAAACUGUUGUGGUCCUCAUUGGAAUUUUAGCUGCGUACAUCCUGUGCUGGACACCGUACUAUGGCUUCACCAUCCUACGAGACUUCCAUCCAACAUUCAUCUCUCGUCAGAGACACUCCCUGGUGGCUUUCUACAUUGUUGAGUGCAUUGCGAUGAGCAACAGCAUGAUCAACACAUUCUGCUUUGUCAGCGUCAAGAAUAACACUGUGAAGUAUCUAAAGAAAAUUGUCCUGCUACGGUGGAGGUCAACUUAUGUCUCUGAUAAAAGUGCAGAAGAAAUGUACAUAAGAGCCUCCUCCAUGCCAGUAACUGAAGAGAUUGAAUGCAUCCACCUAAGCUGAUUAUAGUAAACUUUGAUGAUACAGUUAAGCAUUUGAUUGCUUUUAUACAAAUUCAAUGACGUUGCAUGUCAUUAUUCUGAGUUUUAACCUCAUAGUUCAGAAAAAGCUAAGUUCAAAACAGUCCCUUGGAGCAGCAGUGACUCAGCAGUGUAGUUUGUCGAUAUGAAAAUGCUUCCCACUUCAAAACAUUUUCUGGGUAAGAUAAUCUGCAUUGUAGUGUGAAUCUAGUGUCAAGAUGUUUAGUGGUCAGCAAGUAUAUGAAAAGGCACAAAUAACUACAUAGCACAAAAGGAAUAGCAAGCCCUUUGUUUGUAAACAAAAUAUUUAUAGAUCAAUAAGUUGUGUACAAAGAAUGUGGGUUGUGUUGUGAAGAGCUUUAAGUAAUGACAAGACAGGUCCAUAAGUGCAGUCCAUGUCUUUGGUUGGCAUGGAUUGUCAGCAAGUCAAAAUUUUAUCUAACAAUGAAAUUGUUUUAUUCAUUCUGUGGCUAUACAUUUAGCACUU